AGAGUGAGAGAGAGAGAGAGAGACACAAGAGGGUGAUAAGACAGCAUCCCUAACCUCGUGUCAGUGAGAGAGAGCAGCUUCCCAACCAACCCAGAUCCUCCCAGUCCCUCCUAGUCUUCACUUUGUUCCACAUCCAGAAGAGGAACCUCAACACUGUGCUGAGCUACCUACUGCGCUGUGAACCCUACCCUACCUACUGCUCUGUGAACUGUGCCGUCCUACACCAGCUGUUGACAGCCAGACCCACGCCGACUAGUCAGCUACUCCACUACCCCGUCACUGCACUGGGCAACCCACACCACUUCCCCCUCACUGCACUGGGCAACCCUUCCCUCGAGCAGUACACUGUGUCUGAGAAGAGCGCUGGACUGGUGGAGAUGAAGAUGGAGUCCACUCCCACCAUGGACAUGGACGCCCUGAUGUCCCUCCUGUCCAACAUGUCUUCAGAGAGCAGCUGUGCUCCUGUGGACAACACCGUGGAGAACAUGGUGUUCGGAGGUUACUACAUUCUGGUCUUCUUCCUGGCGCUCAAUGGUAACACCUUGGCCCUCUGGAUCUUCUCCCGGCAACGUGGCACAUCCUCUCCCGCUAACGUCUUCCUGCUGCACCUGGCUGUGGCCGACCUCUCCUACGUCAUAAUCCUGCCGCUCCGCGCCACAUACCACCUCACGGGGGGCCACUGGCCGUUCGGCGAGGUUCCGUGUCGAGUCGCCGGCUUCCUGUUCUAUGUCAACAUGUACGCAAGUCUCUACUUCCUGGCGUGCGUGGCUGGGGACCGCUACCUGGCCGUGGUGCACGCUGUGAGGUCACUGAAGGUCCGCCGUGCCCGUUACGCCCACAUCAUCAGCUUCUCCCUGUGGGCUCUGGUCACCGUCUCCAUGGCGCCCCUGCUGGUCACCCGCCAGACUGCGGAGGUGGACGGGAUGACUGUGUGUCUGCAGCUGUACAGGGAGAAAGCCUCCCGUAAGGCCCUCGUCUCUUUAGCCGUAGCCUUCACCCCUCCGUUCCUCUCCACACUGUCCUGCUACCUGCUCAUUAUCCACAGCCUGAGGAGAGGGUCCCGCCUGGAGCCCCAGCUGAAGCUACGAGCCCUGAGGACCAUCGGCCUGGUCAUGCUGAUCUAUGUGGUGUGCUUCCUGCCGUACCACGCCUCCAGAGCCACGUUCAUCCUGGGGUACGCCCACCCAGAUGUCUCCUGCCAGACCAGGCGAGGUCUGUCCUUGGCCAACCGCCUCACCUCCUCCCUCACCUGUCUGAACGGAGCCCUGGACCCCCUGGUAUACCUGUUUGGGGCCGAGAAGUUCCGGGGAACGGUGAGGAGGCUGUUCUGUAGAGACAGGGCCGGGGGAUCAGGGGCCACCAGCGCAGGAGAGCUGAAGGGAACACACGAGAGCUCUGUCAGCGCCAAGUCGGAGUUCUGAGGAGCAGGAGGUGGGACCAUCUGAAAUAUGAACUCUGUCUGACUGACUUAUUUUUAAGUCAUUUUUUAAAGACAUUUUUCUACCUGUUUUCACUCAAGCCUCUGCCAUCCCAAGACCUCUUUUUAUACUGCCGCUCCUAUCUAUAUGGGACUGGAACUUUGUUCUGUACUGCCGCUCCUAUCUAUAUGGGACUGGAACUUUGUUCUAUACUGCCGCUCCUAUCUAUAUGGGACUGGAACUUUGUUCUAUACUGCCGCUCCUAUCUAUAUGGGACUGGAACUUUGUUCUGUACUGCCGCUCCUAUCUAUAUGGGACUGGAACUUUGUUCUAUACUGCCGCUCCUAUCUAUAUGGGACUGGAACAUUGUUCUAUACUGCCGCUCCUAUCUAUAUGGGACUGGAACUUUGUUCUAUACUGCCGCUCCUAUCUAUAUGGGACUGGAACUUUGUUCUAUACUGCCGCUCCUAUCUAUAUGGGACUGGAACUUUGUUCUAUACUGCCGCUCCUAUCUAUAUGGGACUGGAACUUUGUUCUGUACUGCCGCUCCUAUCUAUAUGGGACUGGAACUUUGUUCUAUACUGCCGCUCCUAUCUAUAUGGGACUGGAACAUUGUUCUAUACUGCCGCUCCUAUCUAUAUGGGACUGGAACUUUGUUCUAUACUGCCGCUCCUAUCUAUAUGGGACUGGAACUUUGUUCUAUACUGCCGCUCCUAUCUAUAUGGGACUGGAACUUUGUUCUGUACUGCCGCUCCUAUCUAUAUGGGACUGGAACUUUGUUCUAUACUGCUGCUCCUAUCUAUAUGGGACUGGAACUUUGUUCUAUACUGCCGCUCCUAUCUAUAUGGGACUGGAACUUUGUUCUAUACUGCCGCUCCUAUCUAUAUGGGACUGGAACUUUGUUCUGUACUGCCGCUCCUAUCUAUAUGGGACUGGAACUUUGUUCUAUACUGCCGCUCCUGUCUAUAUGGGACUGGAACUUUGUUCUGUACUGCCGCUCCUAUCUAUAUGGGACUGGAACUUUGUUCUAUACUGCCGCUCCUAUCUAUAUGGGACUGGAACUUUGUUCUGUACUGCUGCUCCUAUCUAUAUGGGACUGGAACUUUGUUCUAUACUGCCGCUCCUAUCUAUAUGGGACUGGAACAUUGUUCUAUACUGCCGCUCCUAUCUAUAUGGGACUGGAACUUUGUUCUAUACUGCCGCUCCUAUCUAUAUGGGACUGGAACUUUGUUCUAUACUGCCGCUCCUAUCUAUAUGGGACUGGAACUUUGUUCUGUACUGCCGCUCCUAUCUAUAUGGGACUGGAACUUUGUUCUAUACUGCCGCUCCUGUCUAUAUGGGACUGGAACUUUGUUCUGUACUGCCGCUCCUAUCUAUAUGGGACUGGAACUUUGUUCUGUACUGCCGCUCCUAUCUAUAUGGGACUGGAACUUUGUUCUGUACUGCCGCUCCUAUCUAUAUGGGACUGGAACUUUGUUCUGUACUGCCGCUCCUAUCUAUAUGGGACUGGAACUUUGUUCUGUACUGCCGCUCCUAUCUAUAUGGGACUGGAACUUUGUUCUGUACUGCCGCUCCUAUCUAUAUGGGACUGGAACUUUGUUCUGUACUGCCGCUCCUAUCUAUAUGGGACUGGAACUUUGUUCUGUACUGCCGCUCCUAUCUAUAUGGGACUGGAACUUUGUUCUGUACUGCCGCUCCUAUCUAUAUGGGACUGGAACUUUGUUCUGUACUGCCGCUCCUAUCUAUAUGGGACUGGAACUUUGUUCUGUACUGCCGCUCCUAUCUAUAUGGGACUGGAACUUUGUUCUGUACUGCCGCUCCUAUCUAUAUGGGACUGGAACUUUGUUCUGUACUGCCGCUCCUAUCUAUAUGGGACUGGAACUUUGUUCUGUACUGCCGCUCCUAUCUAUAUGGGACUGGAACUUUGUUCUGUACUGCCGCUCCUAUCUAUAUGGGACUGGAACAUUGUUCUAUACUGCCACUCCUAUCUAUAUGGGACUGGAACUUUGUUCUUUGGGAAAUCAAUUAUAGCUUGUUUCAUCAUCAUGUCUCUUCAGUUGUAACUAUUUUCAACCCUGCUAAAGUGCUGGUAAAGACCAAAUCAAUGGAUGACAUCCUAGUUGUAAUUCUAAUUGUACAGUAUUUCACCUUUUUUAAGAGGGAAUGCAUACCUUUUGCUGCCACUCUUAGUAGAUCUUGAUCUGUUCAUUCUUUUAAAAUCUUGCUUAGUAAUGCCUAAUAUGCUUUGGGCAAGUGUAUGAUUAUGAUAAUACAAUCUUAUUCUCACUAAUUAAAGUGUAUUCAAUGUUUCUGACCAAGUUAAUUAAUGUUACAAUCAAAUGUUUUUACUGUAUAUAUUUUCUCAUGUAAUCCCAAUUAACAUUCCUUUGUCAUCUUACACCAAAUAAUUUAGCCAUUCAUUUCAAAAUGAUAUAUAGGCUAAAUCUCUUACCAACUUUCUAGCUAAAUGUUAUACAAUGUUUGACACUGAAGUUUAUUCAUCACUGUCUUCAAAUGUAUGUGUUUGGACGUGAGUUUGCCAGCCUGUUUGUUUGCGAGCGACUGUUUCCUCAAUGCAUUGUAAUUGCUAUGCAUCCUCACAUAGCAUUUGAUAUUGCAGAAAGGAAGCUAUAGGGUUUAAUACGAUAUCAAAGGGGCCCAGUCUGAGCAGUGACCAACUGUUCACACCUAAAAUAUCCAAUGUUGGCCUUUUUCUUAUUUGUACGUUUGACUGUAUCUUCAUUUUGGGACUGUAAAUUAAUAAAUUGUUACAUCUA
Molecule: messenger RNA, 4195 nt
Organism: Coregonus clupeaformis (lake whitefish)
Lineage: Eukaryota; Metazoa; Chordata; Actinopteri; Salmoniformes; Salmonidae
Gene: gpr17
Product: G protein-coupled receptor 17
Exons: 3
Coding region: 378-1421 (347 amino acids)
Biological process (GO): phospholipase C-activating G protein-coupled receptor signaling pathway; positive regulation of Rho protein signal transduction
Cellular component (GO): membrane
Molecular function (GO): G protein-coupled receptor activity
Source: RefSeq, a predicted model, not a curated record